Molecule: messenger RNA, 1670 nt
Organism: Seminavis robusta
Lineage: Eukaryota; Bacillariophyta; Bacillariophyceae; Naviculales; Naviculaceae
Source: the annotation of a GenBank genome assembly
GGCUUCGCUCGGCUGACACCUCGUAUUUGGGACCUGAGAGCAGACGGCAAGACGGCAAAAAGAGAUAAUUCAGUCAAUACAACAAACUCAGACGGCCAGACGUCGAAAGGCAACAAAAGCAUCGACAAUGACACGAUAAAACAACGGCUGAUUCCUUCUUCUUCCUUACACACAACAACAUCAUGAUACUGGAGCUUCUGUUACAGAUCUGCCUCUUUGUGGGUGCCCUCUUAUUCACUGCUGCAGUUUUGUUUGUGUCAUGGCAUCGAUGGAAGUAUCAAGGCGACGGUAACGACCGCACCCUUGCCUUUUUCCAUCCAUUUUGUGCCGCUGGAGGCGGAGGGGAGCGAGUUCUUUGGGCCAUCCUUCAAGCCUUGGGAGAAAUUGAUCAGCAAGGGUUGCCCAUGAAGAUUGUGAUUUACACCAUUGAUCCACCAUCGGAAUCCUACAAGAGUGAUGUGCUGGAAAAGGUGAAUGACAGGUUCUCGUUGGCAAUUUCACCAACUCUGGAUAUAUCGUUCAUCCAUUUGGACGAUUGCGCCGCUUUCCUAGAAAGGGCAAGCAGACUGUCCAUGGUGGUGGAAUCAUGGGGAACCAUGAGACUCGCCUAUGCGGCUCUGGUACGGACAAAAGUGGCUCCCAAGAUCUUUGUGGAUACCACGGGUUGCGCCUUUACGUAUAUGGUGGCACGAGUCCUCUUUGGCUGCCGAGUUCUGGCAUAUGUCCAUUAUCCAACAAUCAGCACCGACAUGCUCUCUAUGGUCUGGGAACGUCGUCGCGUGACCUACAACAACCAGGCAUACAUUGCCAACAGCCGUAUCACGACCUUUAUCAAGUUGGUAUACUAUUCCAUGUUUGCCGUGGCCUAUGGCACUGUGGGGAGUCUCUGUGAUUUGGUCUUGGUGAAUUCUACCUGGACGUUUAAUCACAUCAAUUCACUAUGGUGGUUGGUGGCCCUGCAACGGAAAAUAAAGGUGGUGUUUCCUCCCUGCCGGAUUUCAUCUGACACUACUCGGACAGGCCCGCGAGAACGCAUUGUGUUAUCCAUUGGUCAGUUUCGACCGGAAAAGGAUCAUGAAUUACAGAUCCAAGCGCUGUCCCAGCUGUUCCAAAAGCAUCCGACACUAAAAGGCAGCAUCACCAUGGUACUCGUGGGUGGAUGCCGUGGACCUUCCGAUGAAGCCCGGCUGCGUCACUUGCAAACCAAGGCCAAAGAUUUGGACUUGGAGAGCUCGGUGGUCUUUAGUGUCAAUCAACCGUACUCUGUGGUGGAAGAUUGGCUGGGCAAAGCCAGCGUGGGCAUUCACACGAUGUGGAAUGAGCAUUUUGGAAUUGGAGUGGUAGAAAUGAUGUCUGCCGGUCUGAUUACCAUUGCUCAUGAUUCGGGUGGUCCCAAAUCGGACAUUGUGGUUCCACUGGACGGACAACCCACUGGCAUGCUGGCAUCAACUGCCGAGGGCUAUGCCGAUGCCAUGCAUCAAGCCUUUACCAUGAACAAUGCCGAUGCGGACCGCAUGAGAAAGAAUGCCAGGUUGAGUGCGGAACGCUUCUCGGACGAAAAGUUCAACCUGAGUUUCAAGAAAGAAAUCCUAGAAUCGGGAAUAUUGCAGUAAACACAUCAAAAUGACGACAACAAAGUCGAACAUAUAGUUGCUGAUUUUAUCGUUUGG